UCCUGUGGAUAUUUGUUUCCUGCCCCUCCUUUUUCUGCCAUGGACAAUUUCAACUUCUCCACCACAGUGGCUUUUUGGGAAGAAAAUUCAACAACUUCUGGUACAGCCUUUCUUUCUGGAAAUUUAUCCCUAGCUUCUAGUCUAGGUCUAGAUAUUAGUGGUGUCCUUAUUCCUCUGGUAUAUCUCAUUGUCUGUGUUGUAGGACUAGCUGGAAAUUCUCUAGUCAUUUACGUGGUUUUGUGUCAUUCAGUGAGUGAAUCAGUGACUAACAUCUAUAUCUUCAACUUGGCCCUGGCAGAUGAACUCUUUAUGCUUGGCCUACCCUUUUUGGCAGCACAAAAUGCUUUAUCAUAUUGGCCUUUUGGCUCAUUUAUGUGCCGUCUAGUGAUGGCUGUGGAUGCCAUAAACCAAUUUACUAGUAUUUUCUGCCUCACCGUGAUGAGCAUUGACCGCUAUCUGGCUGUGGUGCACCCUGUGAAAUCCUCAAAAUGGCGGACAGUCCGAGUCGCUAAGACGGUCAGUGCCACUGUGUGGGUAAUCUCAUCUGUGGUGGUGCUGCCUGUUGUAGUGUUUUCACAAGUCCCUCAUGGUAUGAGUACAUGCCACAUUAAAUGGCCUGAGCCUGCUUCAGUAUGGAAAGCUGGUUUCAUCAUCUACACAGCUACCCUUGGCUUCUUUGGGCCACUGCUGGUUAUCUGCUUGUGUUACCUGCUUAUUGUUGUCAAGGUUCGUUCAUCAGGAAGAAAGGUGCGAGCACUGACUGCUAAACGCAAACGCUCUGAACGGAGGAUCACACGCAUGGUAGUAAUUGUGGUAGCAGUCUUUGUACUCUGUUGGCUACCUUUCUAUAUGCUCAACAUCAUCAAUGUCAUCUGGACUCUGCCUGAGGAGCCAUCACUCUUUGGUAUUUACUUUCUGGUUGUUGUCCUGCCCUACGCCAACAGUUGCACCAAUCCCAUCAUCUAUGGCUUCCUCUCCUAUCGGUUCAAGCAGGGUUUUCGCAAAGCAAUCUUGAGACCCUCCCGCCGAGUGCAGAACCAAGAAGUAGCCAUGGCAACAACUGCAGAUAAUAUGGAAGAAGAGGAAGAGCGGGAGGAAGAAGAAGAAGAAAUGUUAGCUAAAGUAAAGGAGGUCAGCAAGAUUACCCAAAAUGGUAAUGGAGGACAGCAAGAGAGUGAACCAGCCAGUGAGCUGGGAAGAGACAGUGAACACAAGCCAAACACUGAAGAGCCCAUAAGUGGUGAGAAGCCCACCAUAGUUAACAUCAGCUGUUUAUAGUGAUUGGGAAAUGGAUCUCUUUGUCUUUCUCCUGAAAUUGCCUGGGAGAGACUCAUGUUAAUAAUAUAUUUUUUAAAAGAAUAAUUCAUAAAUUAAGGAGUUUUAUAGUAACAAUCAGUCCUGUGAUGUCUUUUUGAAAGAAAGUACUCUACUAACAUGACCAUAACUUUUUCUAUAAAACAGAAUAACUGAACAGAAUGGUAUUUCUGAGAACAGAGUCGACCCAUCAUUAAGGUUAGAAGUAGGGAUAAAGCUGUCUUUGUUCUUUGCAAAUGCUCAGAGAUUGAUAAUUGGAAUCAUCUGUCAAGCAAAAGUUCAACUAAAUAUCCCAGCCCCUCUAGGGAGAACAGACCUAGAAAUGCACUCCACAGGAAUGCUAAAGCUACUUUUAUUGAGUUCAGCUACAACAACAGUAGCUUGCAUGUGUGGUUGUAUCUCCUCCUUCUCUUUCAUAUUAUUUAGUUAAAUAGGAAUAGUGAGAAACUUCCAAAUGUUAUCUCAUUGCAGAAUUCAAAAAUGUUUAAUCCCUUUGGCCUCAUAUCUUGUCAAGGUCAUCUGCCUUACUCCCUAUAGGUAGACUGAAGUUGGUUUAUAAUUGGGCCUAGUACAUUUCGAUCUCAAAAAUCUGGAUCCUUACUACAUGGCAACAAGAAAACAUAGAAAUCUCUCUCUCUUUUUUUGCCUUCUAAUGGUUAUUUGGGUUGAUUGGGUUUUUUUUUGCAAUCUAAUGUGCAGUAUUCAGAUCUCUACAGGAACUGUUUUUGGAUAUAGAAUUACUACUUAGUGGGAGUGAUGGCUCAGCGGUUGAAGAUGCUGAGUUUGACAAUUGGAAAUGGGGUGAGCUCCUGUUACUUGUCCCAGCUCCUGCCCUCCCCCCCCCC
Molecule: messenger RNA, 2159 nt
Organism: Thamnophis sirtalis
Lineage: Eukaryota; Metazoa; Chordata; Lepidosauria; Squamata; Natricidae
Source: RefSeq, a predicted model, not a curated record